Molecule: messenger RNA, 2101 nt
Organism: Drosophila ficusphila
Lineage: Eukaryota; Metazoa; Arthropoda; Insecta; Diptera; Drosophilidae
Product: platelet glycoprotein V-like
Exons: 2
Coding region: 95-1777 (560 amino acids)
Cellular component (GO): extracellular matrix
Molecular function (GO): protein binding
Source: RefSeq, a predicted model, not a curated record
GAUAAGCGAACGAUGCUGAGCUCGAAUUCAGUGCAUUAUUUGCAGUCAAACAAAGCGCGAGCGAAGUGAAACGCUUUCCAUAACUCAUAUUAUUAUGAACUGGUGUGUAUAUAUUUUACUUGGAAUUUUCAUCUUGAAAGAGGGCGAUACUUCCCCGGUUUACGAUGCCACCGGGCGCUUCAACCUCAGUGCCAGUUGUCCGGAUUCCUUCUGCAAGUUGAGUGAUCGACCGGUGGCCUACUCGGAGACUCCGGCACUGGGACUCCGGGAACUGCACCUGACGAACUGCAGCCGGCAAUCGGUGACCUGGUUAGUCCUGAACCUCACUCCUGGACUGCGGACACUGGUCAUCCGGAACUGCGCCACCUACCACAUCAGUAAGGAGAGUCUCCGUCCGGUGGGAAAUCUCACCUCGCUGCAAAUGCAGGGAACCAGUCUCGGAGUUCUACGGGAUGAGAUCUUCACUGCGGUGCCCCGCUUGGAGAUUCUGGAACUGGGACAGAGCACCAUUCACACGGUGCACACAGGUGCCUUCAAGGGGUUGUCCAAGCUAAGAUUGCUGGGCCUUCAGGGCAAUGGAAUCCAAGAGAUCAUCACCAGCACUUUCGAUCCCCUGGUGGAGCUGGUGCACCUGGACUUGAGCAGCAAUCAGAUGGUCAACCUGCCACACGGGCUCUUUUUCAAGAACAGGAAUCUGCAAACCCUUCUCCUGAAUGGCAACCAACUCAGGACACUGCAGCCGGAAACACUGAGAUCGCUGCCCAAUCUCCGACUGCUCGACUUGGGCCACGUUGGUCAGCUGGAGAACCUGAUGCUGGAGCUGCACAACAUCGAGAGCUUGACCUUGGAGGGCAGCAGCCUAACCAGCUUGGUUAUCAGCGGAGGAUUUAUCAAACUGCAGGCCGGCAACAACGAGCUGAGUCAUCUGCAAGUGGACAACAAAAGUUCUGUCGUCGAGUUGGAUUUGCAUGGCAAUCUGCUGAGUGGAAACGAAACCGCAGGGUUCCUUAGGGGAAUGUGGAAUCUGCAGAGGCUGGAUCUAUCCAAAAAUUUAAUUGAGUCACUGCCGCUACAUGACAGUGGUUCGGAGGAUGCGGACUCCCAGGAGCUGUUCCUCCUGCCCAGCUUGAAGUACCUGAAUUUGGCCAACAACCGAUUGGUUCACUUGCCUUCCGAUUCGCCAAUCCUCUCUUCGCGUCUUGGUUACUUGGACUUGUCUCAUAACUCAAUGCUUACUCUAGAGGUUGAAGUACUGCGAGAUCUCCCCGUUCUGGAGAGUCUCUUCAUCGAGGGAAACCGCCUGAACACCUUCGACUACGAACUCUUCCACAAGCAGCACGAGGAUCUCACGGAGCUGGGAUUGCAUGACAAUGCCUGGGCACCGGGAGUGUAUCGCAGGAUGUUUGUCUACCUCAGUGACCGAGGAGUGCACCUGCAGGCGAGGCCAGAGAAAGGGGUUCCAAGGAUAAACAGCAGCCAGGUGGACAUCGAAUGGCCACCGAGUGGCGGUCAACCGGAGGCCCAGAAGUGGGAUCAAGCGGGAGUCAGUGGGAUUCAUCCGUAUUGGACCCUCAGGGACAUCCUGGCCUUCGUUACCCUGCUGGUGGUGCUGGCCAUCCUGCUGAUGAACCUCUAUCACAUCCUGGAGGAGGAGGGCUGUCUGCGGAGGUUUCGUCGCUGGAGGAGAACCCAUGUCCUUGGCGGAGGCAACCUGACCAACCGAAGCAGCGGACGCCGGCUCGACGAGCAGGACUCCGAACACACAUCCAGCGAAUAGACGGGACAACAAGCUGCUCCGCUGGCCAAAUAAACGCCAAUUUGAUGUCAAUUUAGCGCUUGUGUUUUCUACUCUCCUGGCGUGUUGUGGAUAUAUCGUUUGUGUCGCUCCUUACUUACUUGUUUGCAGCUAUCAGGUGCUACCCUCUAAUAAUCAGAGCGAUGGAAGCAUGCUAUUGCUUGAUAAAAUCUGUGAAAACAAUAACACCUUGUUACUAAAAUAUAUGUAUAUUCAUUAAACAUUAGAACAAAUUAUCCUAAAAAAAUGUAUGAAUGUAGUUUAAACUUGAUUUAAACCAAUAAAACUAAGAUGUGAGUUAGUUAA